AUGGGCAUCAAACUCGGCUGCAAGGAGGACCUGAGCGGCAAGGUGGCGAUCGUCACCGGCGCCAACACCGGCAUCGGCCUGCAGACGGCCAAGAUGCUCGCCGACGCCGGCGCGCACGUCGUCCUGGCGUGCCGAUCCGCCGAGCGCGCCAGGCCCGCGAUGAAGCUGGUCACCGAGGGCCCCAAGGCCAGCGCGGAGGUCAUCCCCCUGGACCUCAGCGACGUCGAAUCCGUCAAGUCCUUCGCCGCCGCCUUCCUCAAGAAGCACAAGACGCUGGACAUCCUCGUGAACAACGCGGGACUCAACACCACCGGCGCGUACAAGGGACCCACCACCACCAAGCAGGGCUACGAGAUCUGCAUGGGCACCAACUACUUCGGACACUUCGCCCUCACCGCCCUCCUCAUGCCCGCGCUCCGCGCCUCCCCCGACGCCAGGGUCGUCGCCCUCUCCUCCGUCACCACGUGGUUCGCGUCCAACAAGUACCAAAACUACGUCAAGGGUGCUUCCAAGACCAAGGGCAACUACGCGGCGUCGAAGCUCGCGUGCCUCGCCGCGACGAUCGAGUGCCAGCGGCGGAUGGACUCUAAGUUCCCCGAUAACAAGGUGAAGUUCGUCGCCGCGGACCCGGGCUUCGUGGCGAGCGACGUGUGGCGAAACUACAACGUCGUCUUCCGAACCGUGGCAGGGGCGCUGGCGCUCGACACCGCGGAGGGCGCGCUGUGCUCAGUGGGGUGCGCGGCUAAGGUGGACAUCAAGCCCGGGGCGCUGUACAUGCCCUUCAAAGGGGUCAAGAUGUCCACACUGUUCGGUCUAAACAAGAGGCUGGCGUACGACCUGGGCAUGCCGUUCCUGACGAGGCUCUUCCACGGGUUCGCGAGCGAUAAACCGGCGCCAAAGUCGAAGAGUAAGGAGGCGACGGAGAAGCUGUGGGAGCUCAGCGUGGAGUUCUGCAGGGAUAACGACGUCGGUGUUGACAGCGUCCUCCUCUCGGUGUGA
This is a messenger RNA of Micromonas commoda, 999 nucleotides long. RefSeq lists its product with no specific name. The record is from RefSeq and is a predicted model, not a curated record. The coding region runs from base 1 to 999 and encodes 332 amino acids. Lineage: Eukaryota; Viridiplantae; Chlorophyta; Mamiellophyceae; Mamiellales; Mamiellaceae. The transcript has a single exon.